Molecule: messenger RNA, 932 nt
Organism: Beta vulgaris subsp. vulgaris (sugar beet)
Lineage: Eukaryota; Viridiplantae; Streptophyta; Magnoliopsida; Caryophyllales; Amaranthaceae
Exons: 3
Coding region: 130-669 (179 amino acids)
Source: RefSeq, a predicted model, not a curated record
UAGUACAUACCCUUUUGCCUGGGAUUGCCCCAAUUCACUCUUUUUGCUCUCAAUACUUUUGUCUUUUUAACUUACUCUCACUCUCUCUCUAGUUUCUGUUUUUUUCCAAAAUUCUCCUCUUCAAAAAAUAUGCAGGGUUUUGGAACUAUGGAAGUUGGGUUUUACAGCUCUCAACUGGGAAAAAUCAUGUCUUUCUCUCAGUUGGAAUUUGUGAUGUUAGAGACUCUUUUGCUUGCUGGAAAAUCUCUUGCUUGCAUUUUGCUUAUGACAGGAGCUCUAUUGGGCGGUGUCCGUGAGCAAUCUGGACUGACAGCUAUUGAGAACAGGUUUCCUAUUGAUGAACUCCGGAAAACAGAACAACCUGGUCCUGAGAAUAAAGAUGCCAGUGACACAGAGGACGACGACGAUGAAGAAGAUGGAGAUGGUGUAGAAGAUGAGGAUGAUGAUGGGGAUGAAGAUUUCUCAGGAGGAGAAGGUGGGGGAGAUGACGAUGACGAGGGGGACCCGGAGGAGGAUGCACCAGAAGCUAAUGGUGAAGGGGGUAGCGACGAGGAAGAUGAUGAGGACGGUGGUGAUGAUGAUGAUGACGACGAUGAUGAGGAUGGCGAGGAAGAAGACGAGGAAGAGGAGGAAGAAGAUGACCAGCCUCCCGCAAAAAAGAGAAAGUAACUGAGAAUGAGUUUAGGUUUCUUAGGGUUUUUCAACUUUGUUUCUUUUAAGCUUCCAAUGUAGGAGUUCAAUAGAAGGUGGGAGGCUUCAGGAUUAAUGUCUAUUUGGGUCAGGUUAGGGCUUUCACAUGGUGGUUACACAUUGGAAAACAUUGCUAGCUCUAUUGUGCAAUCAUUUGUAGAAUGGUUGAUUAUUUUGAUUUGAAUGUUUCCUUGUGUCAAAUAAAUUAUUAAGUAGCUUAUGUAUGUUCUUUGUUGGGUGGA